AGCCGCGCCACCCCGCGAGGGCGUGCCGGGGCGUGGCGCGUGGGCUCCGCGCCCGCGGUGCCCCCCCCCCCCCCUCUCCGCGGGAGCGGAAGCGCGCGCGCGCGCCUGGGCAGCCGUCGGGCCCAAUGGCGGGGACCUUCGGCGGCGGCCAGCUGGCCGUGGACGAGUAUGGGAACCCGUUCAUCAUCAUGGAGGAGCAGGCGAAGAAGAAGCGGCUCACCGGCAUCGAUGCACACAAGGCUAAUAUCCUGGCGGCCAAGGCCAUCGCGGAGACGGUCCGGACCUCCAUGGGCCCCAAGGGGAUGGACAAGUGCGUGGUCAGCGGCGACGGCGACGUGCUGGUGACCAACGACGGCGCCACGAUCCUCGAGAAGAUGGACGUGUCCCACCACGUCGCGAAGCUCCUGGUGGAGCUCUCCAAGUCCCAGGACGCCGAGAUCGGCGACGGCACCACGGGCAUCGUGGUCAUGGCGGGGGCCAUGCUGGAGCAGGCCAUGGACCUCAUCGAGAAGGGCAUCCACCCGCUCCGCAUCGCCCACGGCUACGAGAAGGCCUGCGAGGUGGCCGUGCAGCGCGUGCAGGCCAUCGCGAAGGUGAUCGACCUGCAGGCCGACGAGCAGGCGGCCCUCUGCAAGGCCGCGUGCACCGCCCUCGGCUCCAAGGUGGUCAGCGGGCGCAAGGACGGCCGCGCGGUCAUGCUCGCGGGCUUCGUGGCUGUUUCUGAGGCGGACGAGCCACGUCGAUGCACAAGCAGCGCUGUGAGCUGGCAGGUCGCCGAGGAGGCGGCCCUCAUGCAGCUGCCGCGGCGGAGCGGGCGGGCCGCGGGCGCCGGCGGAGGAGGCAACGCGAGCUCGUGCGCGGAGGAGAACGAGCCGGCCGACAAGGUGCCCUGCUGCCGGGGCUGUCGGAUGGGGAUCGGGAAGCCAGGGAUGGAGGAGGCCGGCUUCUUCUGCCACCGGGGCGACGGCUUCCGGGGCCCCGCCUACAUAUGGGCGGCGUGCGAAGACCUCAACGAGACGUACUUCGGUCAAACGUGUGGCCAGUGGGGGUCAUCCACUUGCGCUGUCUCCGCGGGUAUGAAUGCGGUCUGCCCUGUCACAUGCGGACACUGUACACAAGGAGAGAUGCAUUGGAGCUCGAAGGCGGCGUGGCGAGCCCUCUACCCGCAAAAAUGA
Molecule: messenger RNA, 1175 nt
Organism: Prorocentrum cordatum
Lineage: Eukaryota; Dinophyceae; Prorocentrales; Prorocentraceae
Source: the annotation of a GenBank genome assembly